Molecule: messenger RNA, 444 nt
Organism: Prorocentrum cordatum
Lineage: Eukaryota; Dinophyceae; Prorocentrales; Prorocentraceae
Source: the annotation of a GenBank genome assembly
AUGGACGGGGGGCCAGCGGGCGCCGCUGCGCGCGGUGAGACGCGUCCGUCCUCGGAGGUGGGCUCGGGCAGCGAGGACGAGGGGCUCUGGAUCUGCAGGCGGGACACCGACGUGGUCCAGCGAGACACCAGCGUGGUCAGCUGGGACGCCGACGUGGUUCAGCACCCCGCAGACGAGGAAGAUGACGACGUCCUCACCAGCAGCAGCUCGUUCUUCUCCAGGAUCUUGAGCGGCCAGGGCCUGGAGGACGGGUACGGCGUCCACACUGGCAGCAGCUCGUUCUUCUCCAAGAUCCUCACGGGCAGGGCCCGCUCGACGGCGUGCCGGCGGCCGACCGCCGCGGCGCCGGCCCCGAGCGUGUGCCGGGCGGCGGUGUCGACGCGGGGGCCACGCCCGCGGAGGCCCUGGCGCCGCCGCGGCCCGAGCCCCGCGCCAGCAGGCUGA